AUGAAACUACAUCUUGCUGGAGUGAAAGGAGAUAUUGGUCCAUGUAAAUCGGUUCCACCUGAUGUCAGAUUUCGCAUGAAAAAUUCUUUGCAAGAGUUUGUGAAUGCUAAGAAAGCAACCAAAGAAGUAGAUGAAUAUAGAAAUCCUUAUGGUCCUAAUGUGUCACAAUUUGAAGGGGAUAUGGCAGAAGGUGAAGAAGAGGUUCAAGAAAUGCAAAGUUCUAUGGCAGCUAGUAGUGGAAAAAGGAAAAAAUCAACAGUGGAUAAGUAUUUUGCACCAAGAAAUACACAAGGAGCUCAACCUUCCAUGAGGAGUGUGCUAGCUGGGAAAGAAGCUACUUGGAGAGCGAAUAUGGCGAUUGGGAGAUUCUUUUAUGAUGCAUGCAUUCCUACUAAUGCUGUGAAUUCCUUCUACUUCAAGCCAAUGUUGGAUGCUAUAUCUACAAUUGGUCCUGGAUACAAGGGUCCAAAUUACUAUCAGUUGCGGAUUAAUCUUUUAAAGAAUGCUAAAAAGGAAGUUCAAUUACUUGUGGACUCUUAUCGUGCAAUUUGGGCAAAAGUUGGGUGUACAAUAAUGGGUGGUGGUUGGACAGAUAACAGACAAAGAACACUCAUCAACUUCCUUGUGUAUUGUCCUGAAGGAAUAUCGUUUGUGAAAUCUGUUGAUGCUUCGGACAUUGUCAAGGAUGCAACUAAUUUGUUUCAGUUAUUUGAUGAGGUGAUUGAAUGGGUGGGUCCACUCAAUGUAGUUCAUGUAGUGACUGAUAAUGCAGCAAAUUAUGUGGUUGCGGGGAGAUUGAUUUCUCAGAAGCAUAAACACAUUAAUUGGUCACCUUGUGCAGCUCAUUGUCUUAAUUUGAUCUUUAAGGAUAUUGGUAAGAUAGACCAUGUUGCUGAACUUGUAAGACGUGCAUCAAAGGUGACAAUUUUUGUGUAUAAUCAUGUUGCUUUGUUAAGUUGGUUGAGAAAAAGGGAAGGAUGGACAGAGAUUCUGCAACCUGAUGCAACUCGCUUUGCUACUACUUUCAUUGCACUCAAGAGUCUUCAUGAUCAUAAACAUGACUUGCAAGCUUUGGUGACUAGUAAGUUCUUUGUGGACUCUAGAUAUUCAAAGGAUUAUAAAAGCCAAGUUGCAGUUUCCAUCGUCUUGGAUAAUAGAUUUUGGAAUGAUUGUUUGAUUGUUGUGAAUCUUAUGUCUCCACUAAUGCGUUUAUUGCGUAUUAUUGAUUGUGAUGAGAGGCCUUCGAUGGGAUAUGUGUAUGAAGGCAUGUAUAGGGAAAACUUUUGUAAUAAGCCAAAUGUUAUUGGAGGUGUUAUGGAUGUUAUUGAUCAAAAAGUUCUGAAAGGCAAGAUUGAAACAAUGAAUGAAAUGAGGUUAUUUCGUGAUCGAUUGGGAAGUUUUAGAAGAGACCUUGCUUAUUCUUCACGUGAAAUGGAUGGUGGAGGCUACAUGGAUACAGUGCACCACAUUUACAAAAGUUAG
Vitis riparia (riverbank grape) is the source of this 1482-nucleotide messenger RNA. RefSeq lists its product as uncharacterized. Lineage: Eukaryota; Viridiplantae; Streptophyta; Magnoliopsida; Vitales; Vitaceae. The coding region runs from base 1 to 1482 and encodes 493 amino acids. The record is from RefSeq and is a predicted model, not a curated record. The transcript is spliced from 3 exons.